GUUCUCGCAGCCGCCGCAGCUGCCUCCGCCGCCGCUGCUGCACUGACGGCGGGUUCCCGCGCCUCAGUUACUGAUUUAUUUUUGAAACUCCUCUACUCUCCUCUGUCCUCAUGGAUGAACUUCAGGAUGUUCAACUUACAGAGAUCAAACCACUUCUAAAUGAUAAGAAUGGUACACGAAACUUCCAGGACUUUGACUGUCAGGAACAUGACAUAGAAACAACUCAUGGUGUGGUCCAUGUCACAAUAAGAGGCUUACCGAAGGGAAACAGACCAGUUAUACUGACAUAUCAUGACAUUGGCCUCAACCAUAAAUCCUGUUUCAAUGCAUUCUUUAACUUUGAGGACAUGCAAGAGAUUACUCAGCACUUUGCUGUCUGUCAUGUGGAUGCCCCAGGCCAGCAGGAAGGUGCACCCUCUUUCCCAACAGGAUACCAGUACCCAACGAUGGAUGAGCUAGCUGAAAUGCUGCCUUCUGUUCUUACCCACUUAAGUCUGAAAAGCGUCAUUGGGAUUGGAGUUGGAGCUGGAGCUUACAUCCUCAGCAGAUUUGCGCUCAGUCAUCCAGAGCUUGUGGAAGGCCUUGUGCUUAUUAACAUUGACCCCUGUGCUAAAGGCUGGAUUGACUGGGCAGCUUCCAAACUCUCAGGCUUGACAACCAAUGUUGUGGACAUUAUUCUGGCUCAUCAUUUUGGGCAGGAAGAGUUACAGGCCAACCUGGACCUGAUUCAAACCUACAGACUGCAUAUUGCCCAGGAUAUCAACCAAGAAAAUCUGCAGCUCUUCCUGGGUUCCUAUAAUGGACGCAGAGACCUAGAGAUUGAAAGACCCAUACUGGGCCAAAGUGAUAGCAGAUUAAAAACAUUAAAGUGUUCUACUUUACUGGUGGUAGGGGACAAUUCACCUGCAGUUGAGGCUGUGGUUGAAUGCAAUUCUCGUCUGAAUCCUAUAAAUACAACUUUACUGAAGAUGGCAGACUGUGGAGGACUGCCCCAAGUAGUUCAGCCUGGGAAGCUCACCGAGGCCUUCAAGUACUUUUUGCAGGGAAUGGGCUACAUACCAUCUGCCAGCAUGACCCGGCUUGCCCGAUCACGAACCCACUCAACCUCAAGUAGCAUCGGCUCUGGAGAAAGUCCCUUCAGCCGGUCUGUCACCAGCAAUCAGUCGGAUGGAACUCAAGAGUCCUGUGAGUCCCCUGAUGUCCUGGAAAGACACCAGACCAUGGAAGUGUCCUGCUAAGCAGAUGCUCCUUCCCUGGACCAUGCAAAUCCAUCCUUCCUCAAAUGACCACUCCAUAAUAUAACAUUUCAUCCAGUAAACUGGCCUCCACUAUCUUUAACUCAUGCAUGGCCACUGAACCUCUCUCUAGUAGCCUGGAUUUAUCAUUCUCUCUGCCCACCCACCUCCUUUUUUGUAUGUACCAAGAACCACUUCCAUGCCAUUACUGUAACAUUCCAACACCUUUAGCUGGUCAGAUCUCCAUAUCUUCUCUUGCCAGCUUUUUCUUGUGCUCCCCCAACUAUGUAUCUGAUAAGAUUCUUUGAUCCCACUUCCAUGUGUUUGCAAGCACGUGUGUCUGUGUUUGUGUGUAUAUAGUUCCGUGAUUUUAGACAUGCUUUCUUGUAGUGCUUCUGCAAAAAAACAAAAAAGGGACUUUUUGCAUUCUCCGUGGUGUUUUUAAGGGAAAUGUGCAGAACAGAUUUAUAGGUUGGGUAGGCCCCUGCAUUCUCUUCUGGUUCCAAAUUGGUCAAUAAGAUUUGCAAAGUGAUUUCAGGAGAGAGCAGCUCUGAGGAAUGUGGAAGAUCAUAAUUACUCUUUGGAGCAUUGAUUGAUUGUGACCAAUGAUAGAAGGGUGUCUGUUACAUAGAGAGGCAAGCAGGGUGGCCAGCCACCUCCUUCUGUCCAAAUGAAUUGAAUAUACUAGUCUAUAAAUAAAAGGGAGGGAUAUCUUCUGCUAGAAGCCCAUGAACAAUGAGGUUCUGAUACAACAGGGAGUUUUUUCCAAGGAGUGCAUGUGGCUUAAUUACUGGACUGUCUUAGUACAGGAAGGUAGAAAACAAAAUGCCAGGCCUUCACUCUGCAAGAGCAAAACUGCUAUUGCUGUAGUGUCUGAUACCACUUACCAGACAUCCACAUAUUCGCAAGAAGUGCCUCCCAGGUCUGAGAUGGAGAGUGUUUCUCUAUCCAUUAAUCCCCCCCAAAAAAGGGAGAGUAUAACCUAAAAAUCAUGUAGAUGGUGAGGAAAUAGGUAGGGAGAGAGAAACAGCCAUUAAUACAAUAUUAUGUUUAAUAAGUAUAGCUUUGAUUUCAGCAGACUUAAUGGAAGCUAAAUUAAAUUGAUAAGGAACCCAUUUCUCAGAAAGAUUCUUAAUCCUAUGAACUCCCUUUUGUGGGUGGGAAGGGGCCGAUCUGUAAGGGUAGCUCUGUCCAGGUAAAAUUGUUUUCAGCCUCCUGUCUACUGUUAUGUGAGGGUGUCGCAGCCAGCCAGAGAGUAUUGCUGGACAAGGGUGAAAGAACCAUGGAGACCAACUGCCACACAUCAAGAGCCCAGCUCUCCAGAGCAUCAAGAUGUAAGCUCAGGGUUACACAGUUCCCAAUCAUGGGAAGGGGCUUUUCAGACACAUUGUUUGCUUUCUGCUGAGAUAAGGAAUGUGUUACUGUGCCAGAGUACAACU
Messenger RNA from Cynocephalus volans (Philippine flying lemur), 2674 nucleotides. It is a transcript of the gene NDRG3, whose product is annotated as NDRG family member 3. Bases 111 to 1238 code for a protein of 375 amino acids. The record is from RefSeq and is a predicted model, not a curated record. The transcript has 16 exons. Gene Ontology annotation, cellular component: cytoplasm. Gene Ontology annotation, biological process: signal transduction. Lineage: Eukaryota; Metazoa; Chordata; Mammalia; Dermoptera; Cynocephalidae.